This is a messenger RNA of Gilbertella persicaria, 403 nucleotides long. RefSeq lists its product as uncharacterized. Lineage: Eukaryota; Fungi; Mucoromycota; Mucoromycetes; Mucorales; Choanephoraceae. The transcript has 2 exons. The annotation marks the transcript as partial. The record is from RefSeq and is a predicted model, not a curated record.
ACUGUAGAAUCAGUAGCUAGACAAAUCCUAAAUGUUAGUGCAACACAUCAAGCCAGAUUACACGGUCUCAUAAGCGAGGGAUGUAAAAUUAUCGGAUAUGUAAGGAAAUCUCCUGGAAAGGAAUCAACCACGACAAGACUUCGUCUUUUGGAAAGUAUGGUAGACAGGUUGAUGAAAGCUUCUUCCGUGGACAUGGUGUUUGGUUCAUACAGCUCUGCUUCAGAUGAACUCUUUGUAAAACGUGAUACCACUACAACCACCGUCAUCCCAAGGACUGAAGGGAACACCCAAGGUAAUACAGCAAAGUGUUACGAAGAUUCCAAUUUCAAUUGUGGCAAUCGACUUCGCUGGUUUAACAACAAACAAACCUGACUUGGUCCAAUUUCUUCGUGUUCAUAAGAAU